AACGGGAGCCAGCCGGACGAGCCACACAACAGAACGCAUGCGUGGGUUCCGGGCGCGCAGGGCUCGGCGCUGCUGCGCUCCUUCUACGUGCUCACGGGCCUCUGUGGCCUGGCGGCGCUCUACUUCCUCAUCCGGGCAUUCAGGUUGAAGAAACCACAACGGAGAAGGUAUGGGCUCCUGGCCAACACCGAGGACCCCACUGAGAUGGCCUCACUGGACAGUGGUGAUGAGGAGACGGUCUUUGAGACAAGGAACCUGAGAUGAUGCUGAAGGGGGCAGGCGUUCUCAUGGGCCACAGGGGAAGGGCAAGAGACAGUGCAGCUCUGUCCUCAGGCUUUGGUGUCACCCAGCACUCUGGUCGGAGCCUGCGCAGCCUGUCCAAAGCCUGCUUGAUCCCAACCUGGACAACAGGGCCUUACCUCCCCAGAUGCUGCCUUAGCCUGGCAAAAGGAAGUAUGUUGAAACCUGGGGGCCCCCAACCACCACCGGGGACUCUUGAGGUCCCCCAGCUUGACUUGUACCACACCCUACACCCUUCUUGCGUGGAGAUGUGGCAGCCCUGUACUGAGGCCUGGUGGGCAGAUGGACUGAGGGAUUGGUCUCAGAGCAUGUUUGUGCUGGGCUGGGGACAAUAAAUGAGGCAUUGGCUAAUGUA
Ictidomys tridecemlineatus (thirteen-lined ground squirrel) is the source of this 655-nucleotide messenger RNA. It is a transcript of the gene Fam174c, whose product is annotated as family with sequence similarity 174 member C. The record is from RefSeq and is a predicted model, not a curated record. NCBI's taxonomy places the organism in Eukaryota, Metazoa, Chordata, Mammalia, Rodentia, Sciuridae. Gene Ontology annotation, cellular component: extracellular region.